AUGUCUAUCCGCACUCUCAGAAUCGGCCUCAUCCCUGGUGAUGGCAUCGGCAAGGAAGUGAUUCCCGCCGGUCGCCGCGUCCUCGAAGCACUCCCCUCCUUCCUCAACCUCAAGUUCGACUUUGUCGACCUCAAGGCCGGCUUCGAGACCUUUGAGCAGACCGGCACCGCUCUCCCCGACGCCACGGUCGAGACACUCAAGAACGAAUGCCAGGGCGCGCUCUUUGGCGCCGUCAGCUCGCCUACCCACGCCGUCAAGGGCUACUCGUCCCCCAUUGUCGCUCUCCGCAAGCGUCUCGAUCUCUAUGCCAACGUCCGCCCCGUCAAGACCGUCCUGACGGCUGCCAAGCCCAUCGACAUGGUCAUUGUCCGCGAGAACACCGAGGAUCUCUACGUCAAGCAGGAGACUACGAUUGAGACCCCCGAGGGCAGAGUCGCUGAGGCCAUCAAGCGCAUCUCUGAGAAGGCUACCUUCCGCAUUGCCGCUAUGGCCGGUGACAUUGCCGUCCGCCGCCAGAAGCUCCGCGAGGCAGGCAACGCCAGCAUCCACGCCAAGCCCCUCGUCACCAUCACCCACAAGUCCAACGUUCUCUCUCAGACCGACGGUCUCUUCCGCGAGGUCUCUAAGCGCGCUCUUGCUGACCCCAAGUAUGUCUCUGUCGCUGUCGAGGAGCAGAUUGUCGACUCCAUGGUCUACAAGCUCUUCCGCCAGCCUGAGGACUACGAUGUCAUUGUUGCCCCCAACCUGUACGGCGAUAUUCUGUCUGAUGGUGCUGCUGCUCUCGUUGGCAGUCUCGGUCUCGUCCCCUCUGCCAACGUUGGAGAGGGCUUCGCUAUCGGUGAGCCCUGCCACGGCAGCGCUCCUGACAUCCAGGGCAAGAACAUUGCCAACCCCAUCGCCACUAUCCGCAGUGCUGCUCUCAUGCUGGAAUUCCUCAACGAACCUGCUGCCGCUGCCAAGAUCUACGCUGCCGUCGAUGCCAACCUUGAGGAGGGCAAGCUCCUCAGCCCUGACUUGGGCGGCAAGGCCACCACCGAGGAGGUUGUCCAGGACAUACUGAACAAGUUGUAA
Messenger RNA from [Torrubiella] hemipterigena, 1071 nucleotides. Lineage: Eukaryota; Fungi; Ascomycota; Sordariomycetes; Hypocreales; Clavicipitaceae. The record is from the annotation of a GenBank genome assembly.